Messenger RNA from Achroia grisella, 321 nucleotides. RefSeq names its product mambaquaretin-9-like. Bases 1 to 321 code for a protein of 106 amino acids. Gene Ontology annotation, molecular function: serine-type endopeptidase inhibitor activity. Lineage: Eukaryota; Metazoa; Arthropoda; Insecta; Lepidoptera; Pyralidae. The record is from RefSeq and is a predicted model, not a curated record. The transcript is spliced from 2 exons.
AUGAGCAUAUGUGUACAGAUUUUAUUAUUUGUGUUCGUAAUAACAAACGCAGUGUUCAUACCAUUCAGACAAUUACAUGAUUAUGCUAAAGAUGGACGUCCAGUGGACGGCCCUUUCCCCUCUAAUUUAAUGAACAUACCGUACUACUGCUACCAGGCGCCUUCGAAGGGUCCUUGUGACCGAGUGUUCUUCGUUUGGUUCUACGAUGUUGUUAGGAGAGAGUGUAUGCCGAUGUUCUAUUCGGGUUGCGGCGGCAACGAAAACAGAUUUACGACCAAAGCCGAUUGUCAGAAUCAUUGUGAUCGCAAACGUAGAAUAUAA